This is a messenger RNA of Daphnia pulex (common water flea), 1007 nucleotides long. Its product is annotated as putative defense protein. The record is from RefSeq and is a predicted model, not a curated record. Gene Ontology annotation, molecular function: oxidoreductase activity, acting on metal ions. The coding region runs from base 48 to 827 and encodes 259 amino acids. The transcript has 5 exons. NCBI's taxonomy places the organism in Eukaryota, Metazoa, Arthropoda, Branchiopoda, Diplostraca, Daphniidae.
ACGACUGUUAAUUGUGCUAGUCUUUCGUCGAUCUUCUCUCUGUUACAAUGUAUUCCGUUCAGUGUGUAGCUCGUCGAUUCUUUGUCUUGUGUCUGGCGAUUUUGAUUAUCGCUCAAAUCGCAUUUUCCAAACCGGAUGGCGCCCCAAUUGCAGCAUGUGAAGACAUGACCCCUGAUCAUUUCGUGAAGCCGCAGUCGUCCGUCUGUCCAUUCACUUCAAAACUCGCCAGGGAGGAAAUGUGGUCGAACGGGACCGUUGAAGUGACGCUAGAACACGACAGGGAUGAAUUCAAAGGAUUCUUCAUGAUGGCGUUUGAUGGCACCGGUUCCGAUUCUUCACCCAUCGGGACCUUCAGUUCCGAUCUCAAGGGCAAGGGAAAGGCCAUUGACUGCAGGAGAGACGGUACAAAGAAUGCCGUGACCCACAAGGACAGGUCACUCAAGAACUCGGUUGUUGCUACCUGGACUCCCCCAGAGGACUUUGAUGGAACUGUCGUCUUCAAGUUAGUUAUAAUCUUCUCGUUUAAAACUCUAGAAAAGGGAGAGUUGGUAAUGUUUUUCUGCUUAAUUAGGGCCACCUUCGUCAAGUCGUUUGACGAGUUCUGGGUUAAACAAUUAUCUCCUACCUUGAUAGUUAAGCGGGCCGUUGUCUCUGAUGGCGUCAAGGAGGAUUCUACCACCACCAAGAAACCCGCCGUGUCUACCACCAAGAAGCCCGCCGUUCAAAAGUCAGAUGAUGUUAGCGAUGAUUCCACUUCGACACGGCCCAGCCAGAGAUUGCAGACGCUGCUUCGCCGAUUGGUAUCUUGGCUUUUUACAGUGUUAUAAUCAUCGGUGUCACCAUCGCUUUUAUAGCCUGAUUUCUAGAUCUUUUUUAGUUUCUCGUCUCAUUUUUAAUAUUCCAAAUUCUCUCGUUGUAAUAUAUUUUAUGAUUGGGGCUUUUCUUUUUUGUGGUGGUGUUUGGGGGGCGUUUGGAUUCGAAUGCAAAUAUACCUUUAUUAAGGUUAA